This is a messenger RNA of Solea solea (common sole), 3025 nucleotides long. RefSeq lists its product as uncharacterized. Bases 94 to 2649 code for a protein of 851 amino acids. Lineage: Eukaryota; Metazoa; Chordata; Actinopteri; Pleuronectiformes; Soleidae. The record is from RefSeq and is a predicted model, not a curated record. The transcript is spliced from 16 exons.
AGAAGAAGAAGACAAAGAAGAAGACGAAGACGAAGAAGAGGAAAUAAACGAGGAAAAGGAAGCGUGGAAAAAUAACUUGACCAAGCUGUGCAAAUGAAUCAACUUGACCCCGACGAUGCCAUAUUCCUGGUUGAUGCGUUCCUGGAUGAAUGCAAGGUGGAUCAGCAUGAACACACAAAAGAAGGAUCAGAGAAAUCCACAAAGUUGUGUGUUUGGCUUGAUGAGGACAAAGAUGGUCAACCUCUGCCAAAAAGAAGUAGAGCUGGGGAAAAACGAAAGCGAGAUUCAGCCACUGUUUCUUCAGCAAGUGAAAAACCCUCCUGUUCUCACACUCAAGACACAACUGGAGAAAAUGUGACCAUCGAAAAUUUAGAUUCCCUCGUUCAAGAUGUGCGAGACCUCUUAGGAAGUGGUCCUGAACAACCUCUGCCCUCGCACUGGAGGAACAGGCAAACUUCCUCUCUGGAAAAUUGGACAGUGCUGAGGCCCUUCAUGGUGAACAAUAUGUUGUCAUCUGAGAAGCCCAAGGAGGGGGUUUGCCAUCAUUGUGGACACAACGCUGCAGUAGUGAUGUGUAGGGACUGUUUACCACGAUCACUCUACUGCACAGCCUGUGACCUUUCCACACAUGAGGCCCUGGUGCUUCAUAACAGAGCAUCCAUGGUGGAGGGGUUCUUCAGACACCUGCCACCAUCCACUUUUGUUCAGCAGCAUGAGGGAGGGAAAUUCUCCUAUCAUGAAAAAGAUUGCAUGUUACCAAUCGUUCCUCCCUGCUGUGACUGCUCCACUGGGCAAACAAGCUUUUCCAAGGGAAAGCCAGUUAUUUUAAUUGGAAUGAAUGGAAGAUACAACCUCUUCCUUCCAUCAGUAAACUGCUCCUGUGGAAAAACCUUGUCAGUGACUAUAAGCGAUCUGGUUGAAAGUGGUUACUGGCCAGCCACUGUCAAUUUUGAGACCUUGUACAUGGUGGACUUGUUCACCACGUAUGAGGAUCUAAAAAUCACUGCCCCAGGGAUGUCACGACAAGCUUUUGUCAGCAUGCUCGAGUGUCGAACGAAACUCUUCGGGCGAAGUGGUAAGAUAUGUGGGGACACAAUGCAGAGGGCCUUCCUCGAAUGGGCCUAUGCCAAAUUUGAGGUUGAAAAGCUGUCUCAGGUCCAGCAUUUUCAGUGCCCUGCAUGCACACCCUCCAUGUUGGCAGUUGCAGUGGAUGGGAACCGCAAAUUAUAUCGUUUCAAAAGCCAACCAGGACCUGAUGGGUUUUUUGAUGGAGUCUUUUUGGCCAGUGAUGCUGAGGUGUCCUCCUUUGUUGAUUAUAUCCAUGGAACAACUGGACAUAAUCCAGGGAAAGGGAGAUGUGGUGCGGGUCAGUGGACAGCAGCACGAGAGUCUGCCAGCAAGUCUGCAAGCAAACUAGACGAGGAAGGUGUUGAAGUUGCUGUCUGCCGUCAUGGGGUCUUGCUGAAGGGACUGAAUAUGUUCCGUGGAGAAAUAUUUGCAUACCCAUUAUAUCUCCAGAAACAGCUAGCUUCACAGACCGUCCAGUUUUUUUGCUCUGAUGUGGUCUGCAAAUAUUGGCCAUAUCUGCAGAGAGUUGUGGACCACUGUCCAGAGUUGGAGGACUUGCUGAACAUGCGCCCAUUUCUCUCCAUCAUGCAUGCAAAAGCGCAUUCUUGGAUGUGUGAGUUAAAAUGGGGGGGACGCAAUCAAGAAGGAGCUGGAACAACAAUCGGGGAGGAGGUUGAACAGGUUAACAGCUUCCUCUCCCGAGCAGCCAUCUGUUCCAAGUACAUGUCAAAAGCCGUUCGCACAGACAUGCUGACAAUCCAGGCAAGUGGCUGGAACAAGCGAAAGGCGGAAAACCUUGACCGGACACUGGCCAAAAGAUACAUCAAGACUGUACAAAGGAUUACAGAGGCAACAAAGGACCUGGAGAAACUCACCGCAGAGUUGUCUAUACAGCAAGACAUAGUCCAGCAGUGGGUGUCUGAUGUUCAGCAGUGGACCUCAGGAGCAACAACCCAAAAUGACCUGCAGAGGACCAUCGAGGGGUUAUAUUUGGGCAUCAAACAGCGAAAAUUUCAGCUGUAUCGUCAGUCUGGUGGGAAUAAACGAAGGCAUCAACUGAGAAAAAAGAUUGCUCUUGAGAAAAAAGCCUUGGAAGUUGCCAUCAAUGACCAUAAUACUACUGUGGGGGAAGUUGGAAAACUCCCUCCUCCCAAUGAACUCCUGGCUGUGGACAACUACUCCUGGCCAUGGGAAUGUCAUGGUGAUAUGGAGCGAAAAAAAAAUGUUUUUGAUAAGGUAAUGCUGCUGGCUAGACUGAAAGAAGAAGAAGUCAUUGUGGUUCGUGAAGUCAAACAGCACAUGGAGUACAUGAGGAGUGUUGCUCGACUGAUUAAAGAGCUUACCUUUCAGCUCACUGAAGACACCAAUGGCAAAUGCAGUACAGAGGGAUUGAUGGAGAAAGGACAUGAGGGACUACUCUGUGUGCUGAAGAAAAGAUUGUGUGAAGUUGAAGCACAACUGGCCACAGCACGCACAACAUACAAUAGUAUUCUUGGACUGCAAACAUUGUCCUUAGAUGACUUCUCUGAAGAGGAAGACUUGGAGAAUACUUCUUCUACUGAUGAGGAACUGGAAGACUAGUUAUUAGGGACAGGAUGUGUAUCAAACUAAAACAGUGCUGUAAAUAACUUGUUUGUAAAACCUGAGGCAAUUUUACUGCUGUUUACUGCAAAUUCCUCUGAAACUGUAAACAACCAUUAUGUUAGUAUUGUGCAUCCUACAUAGCUUCACUGUAGUUGUGUAGUUUACAUAGCCUAUGUAUUGUUACUCUCUCCACCAGUGUGCUAUUUGUGCUUAUUUUUCCACAUGUUAGUAUAUUAAUUCUCUCUCUCUCUCUCUCUCCCCUUCACUCACUCACUCACUCUCACACACACAUACACCUUCUCUAUCUGAAGAUAUACAGUCUUUAUUUUGAACAGGGCAUAGUCUCUUGGUUUUAGAAAGCCUGCUUUAUUAA